AAAUAAUUGAGGACCUGUUUGGGGAGAGAGAAAAAGCAAGAGAGAGAGAGAGAGAGAGAAAUUACGAUGGGCGAGAUAUCAGAGACGACGAUGACGAUGCAUCAGGAGCAGAAGAAGAAGAAGAAGGGUCGCCCCUCUCUCUUAGAUCUCCAAAAACGCUCUCUAAAAGAACAACAACAACAAAACUCUAAUUCUUUCAAUUUGAGCGCUAACCCUAGCCGUCGCGCCACUCGCCGGAACUCUGACCCGGACCGGCCGGAGUGUAUUUCCGGCGUAGAAGACGACGACGAACGGAAAGAAAAGAAGCACAAGCUCCUACUCGGUCUGAACCCCCAUCCACAUUACACAACAGUGUCGCCGAAUUCCUUGUCGAUUGGCUCGAGUCCGUCCGGCUCUGAUUCGAAUGCGGAUGUCGAGGAUCCCGAGGCGGCGAUCAAGAGGCGCAAGAUCAGCGCCGUCCAUCUCGGAACUGACGCAAUAACGGGCGAAAGGGUUUGGAAAGCGACAGACACCAUACAUGGGUCGCAGGUGGAGUCCGGUCCCACGACACCUUUGCCAGACAAAAAGUUGCUGGUGUUCAUCCUUGACAGGCUUCAAAAAAAGGACACUCGUGGGGUAUUCUCGGAGCCUGUAGAUCCGGAAGAGCUUCCUGAUUACCAUGACAUCAUUGAGAACCCAAUGGAUUUUGGAACCGUGAGGAAGAAACUAGACGGGGGAGCUUAUGCCAACUUGGAACAGUUUGAGAAAGACGUGUUUCUAAUAUGUACAAAUGGGAUGCAGUAUAAUGCUCCGGAUACUAUUUAUUUUAGACAGGCAAGGUCUAUGUUAGAGUUGGCAAAAAAGGACUUCAAAAAUGUGAGGCAAGAUAGUGAUGAUAAUGAGCCACAACCCAAAGUUGUGCGGAGAGGUAGACCUCCAGGAAAAAACCUGAAGAAGUCCCUUGGUAGAUCUCCUUUUGAGCAUGUUAGUCCUGAGCCUUCCUCAGAUCCAGCUCUUGCCUCUGUAGGAGGUAAUGCAGGGCAGUCCUAUGCUUACAAUCUAAGAAAAGCACCUACUUCAGACAAGUUGCCCCUUGCUGAUGCAUUGGUCAAGGUCUCCCAUGGGUCUCAGAACAAUGAAACUUGUACGAGUCGGCGGUCUGAAUGGGAGAAUGAAUUUCCAGCUUCUGUUUUGAAGAGUGUUUUGAAGAAUGGGAAGAACCAAUUUGCUAUAGAUGAGAAUAGGCGUGACACCUAUAAGCACUCGUUGGAUACUGGUCAUGGGCUAUCCAUCUUGGCCAACCUUGAAGGAGAAUUGAAGCAACUAAUGGCGGUAGGUAUACACUUGGAGCAUGGUUAUGCAAGAAGCAUCACUCAAUUUGCAGCAGAUCUUGGGCCUGUAGUUUGGAAGAUUGCUUCAAAGAAAAUUGAAAGAGUUUUACCCGUCGGACUCAAGUUUGGUCCUGGAUGGAUAGGAGAAAACGAGGCAUUAAAGCACCUGCAGUCUUUAUUUACUGAGGAGAAAUCUUCAGAGAGCUCAAUACCAUAUGACAAUACAAGCAAGCUUCUCCAUCAGAGCACAUCUGACUCAAACACUGUUUUUGCAAAUGGAUUUUUGUGGCAAGGUCGAGAAGACUUUGAAAGUACAGAUUUAGAUUCUAAAAGUGAGUUGAUUUCACUGAAGAGUAGUAUUGGUGGAAGAGAACCUGUGCCUCGUUUUGGGAUUCAGCAGAAACACUCAAUUUGCUCUGAUAUCAAUGGUUUAAAUGGUGGGUUUGGGUCAGAUACUUCAGUGCCAUCGCAAAUGCUUGGUAUAGAUUCAAGUGGCAACACUACCAUCUGCCCAAUGUCUAGAAAGAAUCAUGAAUCAAAUGAAGCCGGGUUCCCUGAAACUGCAAGAACACAUUCUGGAAAUUUACUGGCCCUAGGCUCUGGUACGACAUCAGAAGUGGUGCUUGGUGGGAAAGCAUCUUGGCAGAGAUCGGCAAUGCACCAUAAGAAUGGUUCGUUUUCUUUUCCUCCCGACCUAAAUGUGAGCUUUCGGCAAACAGGUUCACAUAGUUCUAAUGUCCAGAUUGAAGCAGCUCAGCAGCCGGAUUUGGCAUUGCAGCUCUGAAGAUUGGUUGGUUAUAUUUCUUUCAAUUGACCUUGGGGUGGAGCUCUUGGGAAUAUAACCAUUUUGAGAAAGCGAGAAGUUUUGUAUAGAUUAAUAUAUCCAAUUUUUAGGUUGAAGAUGGAAGUUAAUUUGAAACAAA
This is a messenger RNA of Alnus glutinosa, 2233 nucleotides long. RefSeq lists its product as uncharacterized. The record is from RefSeq and is a predicted model, not a curated record. The transcript has 9 exons. The coding region runs from base 67 to 2094 and encodes 675 amino acids. Gene Ontology annotation, molecular function: protein binding. NCBI's taxonomy places the organism in Eukaryota, Viridiplantae, Streptophyta, Magnoliopsida, Fagales, Betulaceae.